GGAAGCUGCAGGAGCUUUAAACAGUUCUUUCCAGUUCCUUUGCUUUUGGCUGCCUUUUUAUGCUUUGCUGUCCCAUUUGGAGCUGGAUAUUAUUUUUAUUGAUAGUGUUUCUGUUUCUUAGGAUAUCAGAAAAAACGUGCUGAAGAUUCGCUAUGAGGCAUGGCUAUUUUUUUAGAAUCUGAUACUUUAGUUUGAGCUGCAAGCAUUGCCUUGGGAAAGGUUUAGGUUGUUCUGGUAGGGGCAGGACUCUGCAGAGAAAACAAAGUUAAAAGAAGCAUGAAAUAAGAAGAAACAGAAUAAGAGAAGCAGAGGACCUCCCAUCCUUUAAUUCUUCAUCUCCUCUUAGCGAAGUAUAAACUAAGCUGCCAGUAUAACUUGACCUUUUUGCAGAGUAUCUCUUACCAUCGCUGUUAUGGCUGAGAUUACAACAGAAGGACAUAUGUCCACCACAACCACAAUAAUAAAUGGAAAGAAUGGAUCCGUUCUCACCCCACCUGUGAAAGUGACAAAGAAAUCAGUUACAGAAGACAUAGUAACAACAUUCAGUUCACCAGCAGCAUGGCUUCUUGUUUUCGCUCUGAUUGUUACCUGGUCAGCAGUAGCUAUUGUAAUGUUUGACUUGGUGGAUUACAGAACACUUGCAGGAAGUUCUGUUAGCAAGCUCAGCAAAGAACCACUGCGAAUCGUUUAUGAGACUGUGGAAGAAUCCACAGACUGGAUCUAUGGCUUUAUUUCUUUUCUGACUGACAUCAUAUGGAAUGAUGAUGAAGACAGUGAUGAAGGUGAAGUGGAACCGCCAUUGAAAAGAAAAGGUGAAAUCCACCCUCCAACCAGAAAGAAAGAAAUUCACAGGGACAAGCCCGAAAGAGAAGAAAAACUUGAAAAACGAGUACCAACUAAAGUAAUUCACAAAGGUAAACCUGAAAAACAAGAGAUCUGGGUGGAACGGAAAGAACAACCAAAAGUGACACACAAAGACAAACCUGCAAGACAAGAAAAACCUGAGAAAAAAGAAAAACCUAUAGUUGCUCACCAAGAAAAGCCUGAGAAACCAGCAAAACUAGAAAAGCCUGAGAAACGCGAAAAACCAGAAAAGCCUGAGAAGCCAGUAAAACUUGAAAAGCCUGAGAAACGUGAAAAACCAGAAAAGCCUGAGAAGCCAGUAAAGCUAGAAAAGCCUGAGAAACGAGAAAAGCCUGAGAAACCAGAAAAGCUAGAAAAGCCUGAGAAACGAGAAAAACAAGAAGAACCUGAAAAGAAAGUGCCCCCCAAAGUGACACAGAAAGACAAACCAGAAAAACAAGAAAAAGUGGAAAGGAAAUCUCCUCCUAAAGAGGAGAAGAAAGCAAAGAGUAUCAAAGGUGAAGAAAAAGUUAAAAAGGAAAUGAAAGAUGGAAAACCAGAGUUGAAGAUGACUGAGAAAGUCAAACGGACUGAAAUAAAAGUACAGGAAGUUGGGUUAAUAGAAGCCAAACCGAGAGUUAAGGAGGAGAAAGCAUUUAAGGCUGAAACAAGAUCGGAAAAGAAAGGUAAACAAAGCCAGGAGGAAACGGCUGAAGAACUUAAACUAGUGGGGAAGAAGCAGAAACAAUGAAGUUAAAGCUGACAAGACCAAAAAGUCAAAAUCUGCAACAUGUAUAAGUAAAUCCCCUUUGGAUUUCAGAUCACUAAAUGGAAACAAAAUGGACAAACAGGAGCUUAAAAUGAACAAUAAGGCAACAAUAAGGAAUUGUUACUCUCAUGGCUAAAGAUUCAUUUUAAUUUGAACACUUCCUUGAGAUAGCAAGACCAGCAUUCCUAGUUACUGAGGAUUUUUGAAGUAGAAGAUUUAAGGGUUCUAAUUUUCAGAUUUUAAAUCUUAAACUGCAGAGGGACUUAACUUAAACAUUAAUCUUUAAACUGCAGAGGGAGCAACAAGGUAUUUCAAUUUUGCCAUUUAACCAACAUUAUUAAAUCGGCAAGAGUUUUGAUGACAUGGAAAGAAUAUCUGAUAUGUUGAAUGAAUAGCAACAUUAAUUUGGGUUAUCCAGUAACCUGUUGGGAAGUAUGUUUGGGUUCUACAAAUGUGCAUAGUUUCUGCUUAGGAAUAGCAAAAAUUGCAGGUGAUAGAACGGAAUGAUUUGCAUUACAUCAGAUCACAUGAGACUCUGCCAUGUUUUCUAUAACACAAGGACAUGGCAGUGCCUGAUAUAACUUGACAUAUAAUUGGGUUCCAGAUUUCUGUUAAUAGGGAAAAAAAAUGUCAUUCCUAGAGGUAAAAGAAACAAAUUAGAUCCCACAAAAGAGGAAUAUCAAUACAUAAUAUGUGUGGGUAUUCACUACAAGCAUAUUUCCACAAUGGUCAGUCUGGAUUUUGUUGCUGUUUAAUCACAGUAGGUGAAUCUGCACAUGCAAUUAACACGUAGCAAUAAACUCUGGUGCAGUUUGUGCUGGAGUUUAUUACUCCUAGGUGAAAUGUUCACACGUGCACCAGGGACUAAUGGACAUUGAGCCAGGGGGGAGCAGCCCCGGCUGACAGGUGGCCUGCGAAGUCAGCCUGCCAGCUUGGGGCUGCUCUGCCCUGAUUCAUCAUGCUGUGGUGCAGGUGCCAAGUGGGGUGCGUGAUCUGUGCUGCCCCCCACUGUCCCGCACUGCCCCGUGCUCCACAGGGGGGUUUCUGCCAUGAGCCCCCAGAGGCUCUGAUCGCUGCUGCUGCAGCUGGAGAGUGUGGGGCUUUUUUUUUUUCUUUUUUUUUUUUAAAGUGCCAGGAGGCAAGGGCUGGGCAGGCGAACCAUGAGUGCUUCUCCUGAGGCUCCUCUGGCUGUGGCUGCUGCUGCCCUGGUCGGGGGAGUUGCAGGAAAAGCCCCCAUGUCUGCCCUGCCUGGCCCCAGCCUUCUGACACUUUAAAAAGAGGGUUGCAGGGCUGUGCUGGACUCUUGCCAGGGGCACCUCUGAAACUUUCUGAAAUAUUUCUGAAACAUUUUGGAUGGUUUUGUUUCAUUUUAGAGAUGUUUUGGAGCCUUCUGUUUCAUUUCAGGUUUGGUGUUUUGGGUGCCGAAAUGGGCCCAAACACCUCUGAAAUGAAAUGGCUUUCGAAAUUUUGCACAGCCCUACUAGUUGGGGCACAAGGGUACUACAGUGUGGGGCUAACUGGCAGGCAGGGAGCACAAGGCCUGGUCCCAAAGUGAAUGGGGCCAAGAGAGCUCUGCCAGCUGUGGUGGCAGCUGUCUGCUGGCCCCAUAAACAUUAGGAAGGGCUGUGAUGUGCACAGAGCCAGGAGACAUCUGCUUCUGCAGUUGGCGGAGUUUUCCCAGCCCCAUGAACAUCUAGACACACAGCUGUUGGUGAACCCCAUGCCCAGUGAGACUUUCCUACCAAGCAGGGUCUCACCAAGAGAUCUCCAGCAGCUGCCAGCGAGUUCCAAGCUAAGCAGGGAAGCACAGAGUUUCCCAGUCCCAGCACUGCUCAGCUCCCAGCUCCUGUGGGGAGCCAGGAGCUAUUCAGUGCUGGGUCAGGUGAGUGGGGGGGGGCAUGUAGAGAGUGACCACAUCCUGGCACUGAUCGGCUCCCGGCUCUUUGGGGUAGAGAGGAGCUGAGCAGUGCCAGGCCCGGAGACAGAGAACUCUCCCAUCCCUUGUGGUCCCUUGUUGGUGCGGUUGACUGAGUGCAAAUUUGGUCCCAGGCAGAUUCUACAUGAGCACUACUGCACACUAACUACUGCACACUUAAUCCAGUACCUGUAUUUACAGGUAAAACAAAGCAUUUGGAGGUAUGGGAGUUUAUUUUCUAACAUUAAGAUAUUUGAAAAUGAAUAGAAGCCAGAGACAAGGGAGAUCAGGGAUUUUUUUCAAGAAAAACUCUAAGGUCAAGUAAAUCCUUUUUCUCCCCCCAAUGCUUCUCAAGGAGUCCACCCAGCACUGCAUCUUUUCAGUUUUUUAUAACCGUCUUUUUAGCUGUAUACUGCCAGAUGCAAGUCUGGUACAACUGAAACAUCUAGCUACACAUUUCAGUCCUGCUGUGAUUUAAAAAAACUGAUGUAAUUUCCAUGUCAAACUAGACAUCUGAAUAUUAAACAUAAUCUGACAACAAAAUUGUAGUGCCUAAUCCUGGAAGCCUGGGUUGUCCUUGUUGAAGGGAGUGGUUUAAUUGAUUUCACUGUAGCUGUACAAACUAACAUAACUGUGAACAUGAGUAAAACUACAGACUGUUGCCCAGUUCUUUCCCAACCUGUUUUCCUCUGCCACUAAGAAAGCUUAUGUAGUGCUUAGUAUGACAGAGAGUGGUCAGAAUAGUUUUGGGAGGUUUAAUGUUUUGAAGGCCAUAUCAACUACCAGUAUAAAAACUGACUCUCUUGAUUGAAGUAGAUCUAAGGUGAUUGGUAUCAGUAAAAAACUGGCCCUGAACUCCCAUCACUUCUCUUGCUUUUCUGAUGUAGUAUUCUAAACUGUUCCCUUAAAAAAAGUUACUCAGUACGUAAGUCACUGUGUCCAUUUCAUUAGAUAAAUGGAGGUCUGCAUGUGUACCAGUUUAGAAAGUUGGUGCUUGUGCCAUAUGAUAGAGACUGUGUCAGGCCUCCCAUUCUUUCUGGCAUUCUCUCUCAGCAUAUGUUCCCCAAAUUGGCAAAUAACAUAUUGGCCCUCGGGAUUUUAUGCCCCAGAGGCAGUUAUUGGCUUAUGCUGUCUCCUAAAGCUUUACAAUAAAAAAUGCCUGGAGAUAGAGUGGAUACUUUCAAAGUAUCCUAGGACACUCACAAUAUCUGUUAUUUUUCAAGACAAUUAAUCACCAAUAUAGUACAGCUAUAAGAUGAAAAACACUGAUGUAAAUCGUUAUUUCAGUAAAGGACUAUGAUUUAAAAUGAAUCUUUAGCUCUUAAAUUGGAAAUAUAUAUAUAUUUGAAAUGCUUUGGCCUUGUUUCUUCUUUUAAUAGCGCCAGAAUUCCCAUUGACAUGAAUUGGGAACAUUACCCAGCUCCUUACUGUUUCCUAUACAAUAAUAGCUUUAUUUUUGCUAUUGUAGGUUUUAAUAUUAUGAGUUCAUAUCCAUUAUAAAUCCCUAUUUUCAGGGGUUAAAUAACUUGAAAAAGAAUUGCUAUGGUCAGAAAUACAGUAUAAAAUAUCUGCCCAGAAGCAAUUGAAAAAAUAUAUUUAAUCUAUGUUAAAAUUACAGUAAUAUAAACGAAAUAGACAUCAGUCAAUGCAGAUCCUUGUUUGCACUGCAAAGAUUAACAAUGGCCUCCUUUUAUAGAAAUGAUUUUUUCAGUCUGUUAGUUCAUAAUGGACUAAUGUAUUUAGGCCCUGAUCCCAACCCAUUGAAGUAAAUUGGAUCUCUUCCAAUGACUUCUGUAGGCUUUGGAUGGGCUCAUCUAGAGGAUUUAUUUAGUUUCUUAUGUGUUUGCUUUUAUUUUUUCAAACAAUAUUUUUUUUCAAAAAAUAUUUUCAUUUUUGUACACACAAUGCAUAGGUGCAGAAGCCAAGUACCUUAAUCCCUAAGUAGUCAUUGAUGGAUAGUCUGCACUGAUCAGAAUGAAUCAUUAGGCUUUCCAAUCAAAUUUCCAAUUAAAAAAAAUAUGCUUUGAGAUUUAUAGCAGUAAUAGCUACUCUGGGCACACUUUGAUUUAUCAGCUAACCUAUAUUUUGUAUAAGAUUUUACAGAUUGAUAAAAUAGACUCUAAAGACUUCAUAAAAAUGGUUUACAGUCAAGGUCCAGUGUACUCCUAGGCAAACUAGAUCUAACAUUGUACAAGAAGGGAUAUGGUUUGUGACUAGAAACUCUGCAGAAGCUUCAGGCCACAGACAAAUGUUACUUUUGUGCAGAGAAAAGCGAUCCCCAAGUCCCUAGAUUCACACUACUGCCCAUGCCACCCAGCUAGGCAGCAGGAGCAGCCAUUUAAAUGGUGGUGGGGAUGGGAACUGGGGUAAGGGAGGCUCUACCUGGUCGGGAUUCCCUGUGUCUGUGACUACAAAACUGUUUACAGCCUAUCCCUUCCCAAGGAGGGGAGAAGGCAGGCUGUCAAUUAAUGGGUUCUCCUUAGAGCAGGGUUGGCCCAGGGAGCAGCUCUCCAGUGCCCCCUAACUUGAGUUCUGACCUGUAUAGCGUGCACUUUUUUUGUACAUGCUAUUUUUGUAGCAACUGCUAGAAACAAAUUCCUGUCAGUGGCCUCAGAUAAAUUAAGCACCAGGGUUUUUAGUGAAUCAAACCUAAAAAUGAAUAAAAUAAUCAGCAUCGCAUGAUGAGGGAUGAAAUGUUAUAUUAAAAAAAAUGUAUUUUCCCUUCAAUUUUAAAUUUUGUUUUCAAGUGAGAAGUUUUGGGCUUAAUGAUGAAUAGGAGAGAAAAGCAACUUUGAAAUUUAUGAAGUCCUUAGGGAAGCAGUUAGAGGUUUCUGUUAAAAGUAUUAAGUUACUCAGUGAAACUGUUUUAAAAAGAUAAAUUAAUGUGACAUAAAGAACCUCAGGCAGAAGGCAGGGUAGAAACGCACCUUAUAGACUAACUAAAUAAGACAUAUAGAAAGAGCAUAAGCUUUUGUGAACUUGAGCUUGCUUCAUCAGAUGCAUCAGAUGAAGUGAGCUUCUGUUCACAAAAGCUAAUGCUCUUCAGAUAUCUUAUUUAGAGUAUGUUCAGACAUUCCUGGGACCCAGUCCACAAACACAUGGCUUACUUUAAGCGUUGUGAUUAUAGAUCAGGUCUCACUUACACAGAUGUUUGCUGGUGCUGGGAGCUGCACUGGGAAUGUGAUCUAAAUAAGUCAGAGCGGGGAGAGGAGGAGGCAGGA
Messenger RNA from Alligator mississippiensis (American alligator), 6748 nucleotides. RefSeq names its product triadin (gene TRDN). The coding region runs from base 413 to 1594 and encodes 393 amino acids. The record is from RefSeq and is a predicted model, not a curated record. Lineage: Eukaryota; Metazoa; Chordata; Crocodylia; Alligatoridae. The transcript is spliced from 11 exons. Gene Ontology annotation, molecular function: signaling receptor binding. Gene Ontology annotation, cellular component: sarcoplasmic reticulum; membrane.